UUAGCGUUGUGUAAGUUGCGCCUUAGCGCAUUGCAGUCUAUUGGACUCCUGUAAAAUAUGUUAUAUGCACGUUGAUAAAAUAUACUCAAGUUAUGGGUUAAAUUAAUUCAUUCGAGUUAUUAAUAAUUAUCCUGCUAAAGUUAUAACAGUUGGCGACGAGGAUUGUGCGUUUCUACGCGUAUUAUAUGGAACAAUGUGUUCGUACAGUGUAUCAGUUCGCGGAGUAUUUUUUCGUGGAUUUCGUUGCUGAUAAAUCUCCGUGCACGCCUUCGCCAUGACGAGAAGCGGAGCAGCAAAGAACGGCGAGAAUGACGAAGAAGCCAAAGUAUCGGAGGUAGCUGCUUCAUCUACGGUAAUCAAUAAUUAUACAACUACGCAAUCGAUGUUCCAAUGUGAAAAAUUCGAUGCUAAUACUAUGAUAUGGGACCGGUGGAUCCAACGAAUCAAAGGUGCAUUUGAAACGUUCAGUGUUCCUACGGACAAACAUACACAUUAUUUAGUUCACCAUGUUGAACUUGAUACGUUUAAUUUACUGGCGGACAAAGUAUCGCCAAAAAGUCCGUAUUCGUUGAAAUAUGACCAUGUCAAGCAGCUCUUAUCAAAUCAUUUCAGUCCAGUACCGUUGGAAAUAGCUGAGAUAUUCAAAUUUAAUCAUUGUGUACAAAAGGAGAACGAAUCCGUACGUGACUUUGUAGCAUCUUUACAAAAGUUAUCAAUUCACUGCAAUUUUGGUGAUUAUCAGAAGAAAGCUUUACGUAAUCAGUUGGUAUGUGGUUUACGCGAUAUAAAUACGCAAAAUCGUUUGUUGGAAAUUUCCGAUCUUACCUUCGAGAAAGCAUUAGAAAUAGCUACGUCUAGAGAGACAUGUGCUCAAGGUUCAGCAGCUUUACAUAGCGACGUGAAAAAAUCGACAGCUGAGGCCGAAGUAAAUGCUCUCCAUACUGAUAAGAACAAGAAGCGGCAUCCUAAAGAGUUCAUCGAUAGAAAGAAGUUUGAUAACGAUUCAACUUCUAAGAGAUGUUAUCGUUGCGCAAAAACUGGUCAUUUACCGGAGGAUUGUUAUCAUAUUAACGCCACAUGUAAUUUUUGUGAGAGAAUUGGCCACAUCGAUCGCGCUUGUUUCCACAAAAACAAGGAGAAAGAAGCCCAGACAUCGGCACUUGGAUCGAAGACAGCUCAUGCAUCGGUAAUUGAAGCUGUUGAAGAGUUCGUCGAUAUGUAUGUGAACGAAUGUGAAUCUUCGAGCAGUCUGCGCAGAAAAAUCUGGGUACAUCCUACAAUCAACGGUGUCGAGUUAAAAAUGGAACUCGAUUGUGCAGCGGCAGUUUCAACAAUAAAUUAUCGAGAAGCGCUCAAAUAUUGGCCGAAAGCUGAAGUAAAAACCAGUCAACUUACCUUGUUAUCGUUCAACGGGCAGCCAUCCAAGGUUCAUAGUGAAAUUAUGGUUCGUGUAAACUUCGAAAAAUGUACCAAAGAGCUCAAGUUGUUUUUAGUGAAAGAAGAGCGACCCCCGUUAUUUGGUCUCGAAUGGAUCUACGUAUUCAAUGUCGAUUGGAACAAGUAUAUUCCUUACAUGGAUAAUUAAUUUGGUUUAAUUUCGUUUUCGUUUUUAUUUUUUGUUUACGUUUUGUCGAUUUUGCUUUAUUUUUCGUUAACUUCGACGAAUUUUUCUUAUUUUUUACUUGAUUAAUGUUUCGUUAUUUUUAGUUUUAGUUCGAUCUAUGUAUCGUUAUUCUUAUUUUUAUUUAUUUUUUUCCAUUCUACGUGAAUAGGAAUCUUUUUUUUUCUAUUUUUUUUGUAAAAGUAGAAAGUGUUGUAGCGUUAGCGUUGUGUAAGUUGCGCCUUAGCGCAUUGCAGUCUAUUGGACUCCUGUAAAAUAUGUUAUAUGCACGUUGAUAAAAUAUACUCAAGUUAUGGGUUAAAUUAA
Messenger RNA from Planococcus citri (citrus mealybug), 1927 nucleotides. RefSeq lists its product as uncharacterized. NCBI's taxonomy places the organism in Eukaryota, Metazoa, Arthropoda, Insecta, Hemiptera, Pseudococcidae. The coding region runs from base 275 to 1585 and encodes 436 amino acids. Gene Ontology annotation, molecular function: nucleic acid binding; zinc ion binding. The transcript has a single exon. The record is from RefSeq and is a predicted model, not a curated record.